AGCCUCUCCAGCUCCUCCCUUUGUCCUCCGUCCCUGGCUUGCUCGGUGGCUGGAUCAGACGACCACCACUUGAUCUUUGGAAUGACGCGGUCACUGGACGAGAAGCGUGGUCUCCCUUGCACCCGUCUGGAUUUGAGGAUUGGACUCAGCCUGCGUUCGCGCGCCACCUGGCGGCUGAUGUCCAGGGUGCUGCAGAAGGAUGCGGAGCAGGAGUUCCAGAUGAGAGCCGAGAUCCAGGAUAUGAAGCAAGAGCUCUCCACUGUCAACAUGAUGGAUGAGUUUGCCAGAUAUGCCAGAUUGGAAAGAAAGAUCAACAAGAUGACUGAUAAGCUAAAAACCCACGUGAAAGCGCGAACGGCUCAGCUAGCCAAAAUAAAGUGGGUCAUAAGUGUCGCAUUCUACAUAUUGCAAGCUGCACUGAUGGUCUCACUCAUCUGGAAGUAUUACUCCGUGCCUGUGGCUGUGGUGCCGAAUAAGUGGAUAACCCCACUAGAUCGCCUCGUAGCCUUUCCCACGAGAGUAGCAGGUGGUGUUGGGAUUACUUGUUGGAUUUUGGUCUGUAACAAAGUUGUGGCUAUCGUGCUACACCCUUUCAGCUGAAAAGGCAGAUGAAGACAAGGAGGAGACUUUGAAAGUAGAUUUUCACUUAAUAGGCUAAAGAUCUGUUUCUUUUAUGUUUUCAAGAAACAAGUGCACAGUUGUUUUGUUGAACACCUUUGCUCUUGAACUUUAUAUAUGAUUCUUCAGAAAGAAUCAUAGUUUUGUACACUUGUCAUUGAGCCAGAAAGAUGAAUUUAUGAUCCUUGAGUACUAACCAACAAAAUCCCGGAUUUUUGAAGCCCGUGCGAUGCUGUGGGAUGCCUGUUUCCUAUUACUUGUGAUGUGCACUCUUGACGUGUUUUGUUUCUCAUUGCCAACGGGAAAGACAACAUUUUCUAACAACUUAAGGACUUUAAAACUGAGCGCUAUUUUCAGUUCCAGAUUACAAAGUAAUUUAAUUUUAAUAUCACUACUAGAAUUUGAAACUUUGCUCUAUAUCUCCUGCAGUACUACUGGAAGAAUAACACUAAUUGACAUUUCCUGUGUUUUUUUCUUCAGCUGUUUAAAAUAUCACUUAUUGGGCAAGCCUUUGCAUAGGGAUGCUCACUUAUUUGAAGCUGUUAAUAUUUUGUUAUUGUGUUUCAUAAAUGUACUCAUGAGACCAAAUGCAUUGUUUUAAUUGAAUUGUGUUUUGUAUUUAAUGUAUUGAAAUUUUAAGUUUAUUUUAUAAACGUAAUAUUUAUGCUCUGGAGAAUGGAACAUGUUAAAAAAAUAAAACUAGGAAGCCUGA
Messenger RNA from Echinops telfairi (small Madagascar hedgehog), 1330 nucleotides. It is a transcript of the gene GET1, whose product is annotated as guided entry of tail-anchored proteins factor 1. NCBI's taxonomy places the organism in Eukaryota, Metazoa, Chordata, Mammalia, Afrosoricida, Tenrecidae. The transcript is spliced from 5 exons. Gene Ontology annotation, biological process: tail-anchored membrane protein insertion into ER membrane. The coding region runs from base 82 to 600 and encodes 172 amino acids. The record is from RefSeq and is a predicted model, not a curated record.